UCUAAAACCGGAAGUUUAUGAAACUAUGAGGCGGGGAAUAUUAAACUUGUUAGAGCGAUAUUGGGUAAAAUAUGGGUAAUUAUUUGACGUAUCCAUUCGGAAAAAACAGAGGGAAAAAACGGAAAAUUGAUGAGACUGACAACCUAACUCAGACGGCUAUAGGUCCUGUGCCAGGAGCAGCAACACGAGACAUUUUGCAUACACCAAAACGAAAAAGGAUAAAAUCAACAUCAAACUACAUCUAUCAGACCUUGUUUCUUGAUGGUGAAGACAGUGACAUUACUAUCAAUGCCUUAGGAAAGGAAUGGAAGCUCCAUAAACUUUACCUGUCACAGUCACCUUACUUUUCCUGUAUGUUCAGUGGGUCUUGGAAGGAGUCGUUCCAGUCAGAGAUCUCAGUUGAUGUAACGGAUGUGAAUAUAAACGAGGAAGCUUUGAAGAUAGCAUUUGGCUCCCUGUAUAAAGACUAUGUUUUCAUCAAACCUGUACAGGUUGUGAGUGUUUUGGCAGCUGCUAUGUUACUACAGUUGGAAGGAUUGAUUGACCAGUGUGAGUCUAUGAUGAAAGAAACAAUCAGUGGCCAGACUGUGUGCUCAUACUACAUUGCCAGUAGUAGAUAUGCCCUCCAGACCAUCACCAAGGAUUGUCGUAACUGGCUCCUCUAUAACCUGAUAGCCAAUGAAAGCCCAUUUCUCCUGCAGGGUAUAAGCAUUGAGAUGAUGACAGACUUGAUUGCCUCCCCUGAUCUGUCUGUGAUGCAGGUUGAGAUGGAUGUCUACAAUCUGUUGAAAAAGUGGAUAUUUGUGAGACUGAAGCCCACCUGGUCAGGAAACAACAAGGACCUUACAAAAGAUUGUGACAACUUCUUCAGAGGCCUCGUUACUUCAACAGGGACAGAUGAAAAGAAGUUGGCUUUCUUAACAACAUCAGAUGGGCAACAAUUUUUACUUCCUUAUUGUAAAGUCCGAUGGCACCACAUUCUGACUGAUCUGUCUUCACUGAAAAUCCUGGAGAAGGACUGUAUCAUUGACCUUGAUUGGAUAAGAUUAAGCUAUGAACAUCAUUGGAAAGAAAUGCUGAAAAUGGAACAGGGACAAGACUCGGGACCAGCAGAAGUUCCUGAUCAGGCUGUUUUUGACCGUCUGUCCCUACGAUGUGGAAGGGUGUUACCCAAGGAUGGAGAGUACUGCUGGAGAUGGGUCGGAUACAAUUAUGGUGUGGAUCUCCUAGUGACUUUCAUGAACAACGUCAUCACUCUCAAACGUAACACUCACAGUCAGUCAUGUCCACUUACAGUUAGCUUCCAGACACUGAGACAUGUUGCAUACAGGUUGAAGAUAGCCUGUUUUGAUGAGAAUGGUAAAAUAAAGAAUUCCAAGUCUACUGGUUUGAAGCAUAUCAGUUUGGGAAAAGAUGAGGAGACAGUGGUGAUGACUGUUGGUCGUGAUUUUAUCUUCCCCCUUCACAUCACGGUUAACUUGUUGCUGACCACACCGCCAGAUUCUGGCUAUCCUGCCAUCAACAUGGACUGUGCCACAAUAAAGGCAGGACUCCGAGGGGACAGAGAGGUGGACAGUCACUGUGACACUGGUGUACAGACUGUAUAUGAACAGCAAGUGAGACUGUGUGAUAUGGGAGUACAAACUAUCUCAUCUAUAGGACAUCUGGUACAUGAUAAGGGAGUACAGACAAUCUCUUGUGCCAGUCAACAUGUGGUAUGAUAGGUCUACAUCAUCCUCUGUCGGUCAUACAAUACAGAAUACAAACUUUGUCAAUUGGCCAACUAGUGCAUUUGUAGACUUUUGACAAGGGAGACAAUCUAGUGGUCAGAUAACAUGUGGUAUGAUAAAGGAAUGAAAUCUUGUGGUCAGAUAACGUGGUAUGAUAAAGGAAUGAAAUCUUGUGGUCAGAUAACAUGUGGUAUGAUAAAGGAAUAAAAUCUUGUGGUCAGAUAGCGUGGUAUGAUAAAGGAAUGAAAUCUUGUGGUCAGAUAGCGUGGUAUGAUAAAGGAAUGAAAUCUUGUGGUCAGAUAACAUGUGGUAUGAUAAAAGAAUGAAAUCUUGUGGUGAGAUAACAUGUGGUAUGAUAAAAGAAUAAAAUCUUGUGGUCAGAUAACAUGUGGUAUGAUAAAGGAAUGAAAUCUUGUGGUCAGAUAACAUGUGGUAUGAUAAAAGAAUGAAAUCUUGUGGUCAGAUAACAUGUGGUAUGAUAAAGGAAUGAAAUCUUGUGGUCAGAUAAUAUGUGGUAUGAUAAAGGAAUGAAAUCUUGUGGUCAGAUAGCGUGGUAUGAUAAAGGAAUGAAAUCUUGUGGUCAGAUAACAUGUGGUAUGAUAAAGGAAUGAAAUCUUGUGGUCAGAUAACGUGGUAUGAUAAAGGAAUGAAAUCUUGUGGUCAGAUAACAUGUGGUAUGAUAAAGGAAUGAAAUCUUGUGGUCAGAUAGCGUGGUAUGAUAAAGGAAUGAAAUCUUGUGGUCAGAUAACAUGUGGUAUGAUAAAGGAAUGAAAUCUUGUGGUCAGAUAGCGUGGUAUGAUAAAGGAAUGAAAUCUUGUAGUCAGAUAGCGUGGUAUGAUAAAGGAAUGAAAUCUUGUGGUCAGAUAACAUGUGGUAUGAUAAAGGAAUGAAAUCUUGUGGUCAGAUAACAUGUGGUAUGAUAAAGGAAUGAAAUCUUGUGGUCAGAUAACAUGUGGUAUGAUAAAG
Messenger RNA from Pecten maximus, 2696 nucleotides. Its product is annotated as germ cell-less protein-like 1. The transcript has 14 exons. Gene Ontology annotation, molecular function: protein binding. The record is from RefSeq and is a predicted model, not a curated record. The coding region runs from base 72 to 1721 and encodes 549 amino acids. NCBI's taxonomy places the organism in Eukaryota, Metazoa, Mollusca, Bivalvia, Pectinida, Pectinidae. Gene Ontology annotation, biological process: germ cell development.